This is a messenger RNA of Aphidius gifuensis, 909 nucleotides long. RefSeq lists its product as uncharacterized. Bases 1 to 909 code for a protein of 302 amino acids. NCBI's taxonomy places the organism in Eukaryota, Metazoa, Arthropoda, Insecta, Hymenoptera, Braconidae. The transcript has a single exon. The record is from RefSeq and is a predicted model, not a curated record.
AUGAAAGGAUAUAUUUCCUUAAGUCCAAAUCAAAAAUCAUUAUUGGAGAAUGCUGGAUGGUUAAUGUCUGAUGAAGAAUCAUUAUUCGAUUCGAGUGGUUAUUUUGAUAUAUCAAUACCACUGAGCCUGCUGCUAGGAUUUGCUGAAGAUUAUAAAAAAAUAAUUAUCAAUGCAAAACAUGAACUCAUCCUAAUAAGAGCAAAUAGUGAUGCGAAUGCCUGUCUACAAGAACAACCUGCGGAAGGAAAAAGUGGCGAAAAAAUACAAAUUAAACUUCAAAAAGUGGAAUGGAUUGUUCCAUAUAUCAAAGUGUCUGAUAAGCAGAAAAUACAACUUUUAAAUUACAUUGCCAAGGAUCCAUCCAUAGCAAUCAGUUUUCGUACAUGGGAAUUGUACGAGUAUCCACUAUUACCUGCAACUACAAAGCAAAAUUGGAGUGUGAAAACAUCAACACAAUUGGAAAAACCGAGAUACAUAAUUUUAGGCUUCCAAACAGGACGAAAAAACUCUGUAACAGACAAUUCAAGUGUUUUUGAUCAUUGUAACUUGCGUGAUGUUAAGCUGUUUUUAAAUUCACAAUCAUAUCCUUAUGGAAAUUUAAAUAUUGAUUUUGCUCAUAAUCAAUUCUCAUUAUUAUAUGAUAUGUUUGCAUAUUUCCAAGCUUCCUACUAUUACACAGAAACACCACAACCAUUAUUUACAAGACAAAAAUUUUUGGAAGAAGCUCCACUUAUUGUCAUAGAUUGUUCAAAGCAAAAUGAAUUUUUAAAAUCUGGACCAGUAGAUAUUCGACUCGAAUUUGAAUCAACAACACAAUUUCCAGCUCAAACAUCAGCUUAUUGUUUGAUUUUACAUGAUCGAAUUGUUGAAUAUAAUCCAAUUAGUGGUUCAGUACGCAAGCUCGUUUAA